GUCAGUCGCUCGCGUGGUUCCUGCUCGUGUGGUACAGCCCGGGCCAGAGCUCAGAGCAGGCUGUGUCUCUCAAAAUGUACCUCUUUUGUUAGAUACCUAGGUCCUUAGAAAGGAACAUUUUCGCCGGUUGGUCCGCUGAUCCUUUCUCGGACUCUCACUGAACUGAGCCGUAGUUUGAGGAUCGGCCUGUGUGCUGUGAUUAGAACAUGACGUUUAUGUCCAAGUGCCAGAAGAGCAAAGUGAAUCUACCCCAAUUAGAGACUGGCAAUACCAAACAGGCAUGGUAUGUUAAAAUGCCUAACGAAGUGUCUGGAGGUGGCGGUAGUGUGACAGUGGGGGGCAGCAAGCUGCGGUGUCCGGCCCCAAUUUCCCGCCUCAGGGUGGAAAAAAUAGAAGGCGGCCUCAUGGUGGCCGGCGUCGUGGUUGCUGCCAACUGCCAAAUUAUCCUGCCCAUCUUCGGAUUCCUGUUCCUCUUGGUUGGUUGUGUCCUUACAGCCGCAUCCUACAGAGGUCCUGGUGAAGACGAAGAGCCAGACCACUACGAGGACAGGAUAGCCUUCACAGGAAAUUCCAGAAUUCUGGGUCCAGCAUGUAUCGUCGUCGGCUUCUUCAUGCUAGUCGCUGGUUGUGUGCUCUGUGUUCUCACAAGACGAGCGCGCAGGAGGGAACAGACGAUCGGGUUCCAUUGUCCUUUGCACGGGGACUUCUACCCGCUCAGUCCGGUUUCCAGCAGUCGAACUAUAGGUUUUAUAAAACUCUCUAGGCUCGCACAGAUGAAACAGAGCGGCCUAGAGAAAGGCGGCAUAUGCGGUCUCUGCUUUCCUCGCAAAAGGGGCCCGGGAGCCAUCGCCGUGGGCCCCCCGCAGUGCCCUCACAGCCAGGUCUCCAGCACGAGAAGUUCCAUAGCAAGUUCGCCCCACAGCCAGUGCCCCACCCCAUUACCAUUCCUUGUUAAUUCUGGGUCAGUAGGGGGCAUCGUGGCUCCAGUAGCCCAAUCGCCGGAUCAGCCAUUCGGGUCGAUUAGAUCUCUGGCUGCGGGCCGGGAAGUGGCUAGCUUCCCUCUAUCCAGGACGCCCACGCCACCCCCUUCGACAUUCGAGAGAAGUCCAAAUCUAGUCCAGGUUCCAGACGAAGAGAGAUUAGUCGACACCAACUUUGAGCCAGCUCCAGUGCACCGAAAUGGACCCAGGAAAUCAGUAUCUAUAGUAUUACCCACUGAGGAGAAGGGAUGACCAGUAGAUCUUUAGUUAAAAAACAUACUGAACCAAAAUCACAUUAUUUUUAGUGAAAGAAACACUCAAUCUUUUCAAGACAAGAAUAUUUACUAUUUGCAUAAAAAAGACUUAGAUAUUGUUAUAUACUACUGUAGCAACUGCAUAUUAUUUUUAUCAGUAAGUUUUCAGAUAUUUAUGUAAUAAAUAUAAACAAUGUUUAGCUAUAGUUUAAAUAUACAGUAGUUGAUUUUUAAGGUAAUUUUAGACUGAAUACUCAACUCUCGUGAGUAAUUGAAUAAUCACUAAUCAGUAAGUAAGCUUGGUACUCAGAUUACAUCACUGUGAAUAGAGUAGCUAGUUCGGUUAGAGAUUACUUAUUCCUUUUUACUUGGCUUAAAAGGAGAAAAUCGAACGAUGAUUCAGAAUGACUUUUAGUUCAUUUUUGUGACUUUAAAAGUAAUUCUAAACUGUAUUUAAUUGUAGUUCCCAAGUAAAUAAAACCCUUUUUUAAAAAAUAUUAAACUAUCAAUGAAAUGAAUUAGUCAUUAAAUAUUUUUUUAAGAUGUUAUAUAAAUUUAAUAUUUACAUUAUAUAUUGUAUUAUACAACAUUACCAAUAUUUAAUAAUUGGUUACAAAAGCAUUGAUAUGUUAAAAUUCCUGUCAAUAAUUAGGUGGUACAAUGUUCUUAAAUCUCAACAAUAAAGAAAUGUUGCUAUUCAAUGUUUCUAAUUUUUAAAGUUUCAAAAAUAGAAUCCUGUUUUUUGAAUUACAUAACUUUGCUUAGAGUGAUGAUGAGAAUUUUCAAGGGUUUUAGGAUUUACAAAUUUCUUGCUAAUAUUUAGAAUGAAAAGAGAUAUUUUUACUUUUUAGAAUGAGGUCACUCACAUCAGUCUUCAAAACGUUUGGAUGAUUAUCUCGCCCAAUAUUGUUGACAUUAUAUUGGCCGUGGAAAUUUUAGCACUCUUCUAGGACAAUGUUAUUCUUACUUUGUUGUCAUUGUUUUUCUUAAGUAUUCUGAAUCAUACUUAUGUAAGAUGUUAUCAUGAACAUCAGUGAUAUUAUAAUUUAUUUCCCAAACUAUGUACAAAGUCAGACAUAUAUUAAUAGUUUAUAUUGUUAAUUUGGAAAUGUUUUUUUCUUAUUGAUUUAACAGGAUUGAAUUAAAGUAUUAGGCACUGAAGGUCUAAGAAAGCUGUAAGGAAAAGGUGGAGAAAGUUGGUUUGUAAUAAUUUCGUAGUAAAUUCAAAACAUAAUUGGUUUUAAUAAAAAUUUAAUAAAAAAAAAUAAUGAUAUUUCGUCAAUUUUUCUUAUAUUUAUUACAACAGGAGUGAAAUCUUUACGUUUGGAUAUUGUAAGCUUUUUUGUACAUAAGACUGAAUUAUUCGAGCAAAGCGGUAGAUUAACAUAUCACGUUAAAUUUAAAUAAGGAAAAAAUAUUUCAUGUUAAGUACUUAUAGGUUUAAAUUUAGAGUAAUUUUCAUUUACACAAUAGUAGCUCUACUUUUUUAUGUUGCAAUAAAGGAAUGUAAUUUCUUUUUAUUUUUAUUGUCCGUCCCCAUGUGCCAAACAUUUGUACAAUGGUGUUAAUUGGCAAUCAAAAUUAUUUAGUAGCAUGUAAUUGUACGUUUUACCAUAGUCCAUGUUUUAUUUUAUUGUAAAUAAUUAAUUGUAGAUGUAGCGCAACUGCAUUUUUUUUUUACUUGUAAUUAUGAAUAUGACGUGAUAUGUAUUAGAAUUUAUCAAUUUAUAUGUUGAGGCUGAUUACAUUUUAAGAUAAUUAGAUUAGGUUGAAUUGUUUUUACUCAACAUAUCUUAAGACAGUGUUACUCAAAUAAUGGCUCUAUCACUUGCUCAUUACAUAUGAUACCCUAGUAAUUAAUUUUAUUUACUUUAUAAUAAAUAUUUUAAUGUCAUUGUCUUAAUAAAUAGUUUAAAAAUUCA
This is a messenger RNA of Anoplophora glabripennis (Asian longhorned beetle), 3156 nucleotides long. RefSeq lists its product as uncharacterized. The record is from RefSeq and is a predicted model, not a curated record. NCBI's taxonomy places the organism in Eukaryota, Metazoa, Arthropoda, Insecta, Coleoptera, Cerambycidae. The coding region runs from base 207 to 1232 and encodes 341 amino acids. The transcript has 7 exons.